Messenger RNA from Acytostelium subglobosum LB1, 612 nucleotides. RefSeq lists its product as hypothetical. Bases 1 to 612 code for a protein of 203 amino acids. Gene Ontology annotation, cellular component: cell projection; cell cortex; cytoplasmic vesicle. Gene Ontology annotation, biological process: regulation of actin cytoskeleton organization; cortical cytoskeleton organization; small GTPase-mediated signal transduction. Gene Ontology annotation, molecular function: protein kinase binding; GTP binding; GTPase activity. The transcript has 3 exons. The record is from RefSeq and is a predicted model, not a curated record. Lineage: Eukaryota; Evosea; Eumycetozoa; Acytosteliales; Acytosteliaceae.
AUGCAAUCAAUCAAGUUGGUAGUUGUAGGUGAUGGUGCAGUUGGCAAGACAUGCCUUCUCAUCUCAUAUACAUCAAACUCAUUCCCAACCGAAUACGUCCCAACCGUGUUUGAUAAUUACUCUGGUGGGUGCAGCGCAUCGAUUGGACCCAAUGUAAUGGUAGAUAAUAAGACAGUUAGCCUUGGUCUUUGGGAUACAGCAGGUCAAGAGGAUUACGACCGUCUUCGUCCACUCAGUUACCCACAGACAGACGUGUUCCUGAUUUGUUUCGCCAUCAUCAGUCAGACGUCGUUCACCAAUGUAAAGUCAAAGUGGUAUCCAGAGGUCACGCAUCACUGUCCCAACAGCACGAUCAUUCUCGUUGGCACCAAGUGCGAUCUGAGGGACGACAGGGAGGCCUUGGAGAAGCUCAAGGAGAAGAAUCAAACACCUCUCUCUCCACAGCAAGGAGAGCAGAUGGCAAAGGACAUCAAGGCUUAUUGUUAUUUAGAGUGCUCUGCCCUCACCCAGAAAGGACUUAAACAGGUAUUCGACGAAGCCAUCAAGGCUGUUAUAUUCCCAGACAGGGACAAGUCGAACAAAUCCGGCAAGUCCAAGUGCACUAUACUAUAA